GUGCCCGUCCGCACUGCAGCCACUCCGCUCCAGAGAUUUCACAACUCCCGGAUUAGACGAGAUUGAUGACGGCGACGCAUCCAUCACCACUCUAUUUACGUAUUUUUAUUGUUGUCAUCGCAUCGUAAUAUUAUUGUUAUCGAUUUGCCGUGCGUGUCGCAUCUCGUUCGUUUCGCAUAUAAUAAACGACAAUUACGCACACGGUACUCGUUUACAGAUAUUACAGCUAAUCCUACGGCGUGAUCUUGAUACAUUAUUUUCGUUGUUGACUGUUUUUAAUUAGUAUUAAAAACAGUGUCACACACUACAUUUGUCAUGGUCGAUGAGACAAAGUGCAGUUCGGUCGAAGACGGUACGACGUCUGAUGAAGACCGCGACGUACGCGUGGACUCAGGCGGUUCUGACGAGGAAUUGUGCAUGGACGAAGAAGACGAAGACGACGUGUCACCCACUUCGGCGCCCGGUGCCCUUACGUUUGGCAUAUCGCGUCUGUUGGGCGGCGGUGGCGGAGACUCGCCCGGUAAGCGAUCGGUGGCCACCAGCGUAGCCGCCACCGUGUCGGGUCCGGCCGAAGCCCUAGCCUCGUUGUACGCAGCUGGCCACCACGCAGCCGUUUUUGGGUUACACCAUCUUCACCAACAGCACCAACACCACCAACUUAUGGCCGGCAAGCCGGACGACAAAUUCCUCCAGUACUCGGGCGCCGCGGGCGUCAUCAAAGUACCCGCUCACCGACCUCUCCCCAACAGUGGCUCACCCGGGUCUCUACCGUCUCCUUGGGCUGCCGCCGCCAUGGAUCCCGUGUCCUUUAUGCAGCGCAACGCUUUCCUAUUUGCCGCCGACAAGAACCGACUGGCAGCGGGGUGUGCAGGAGGACUUCUCGGUGCCCGACGCAUAGGUCAUCCGUACCAGAACAGAACGCCUCCUAAACGGAAAAAGCCCCGGACGUCAUUCACUCGCAGCCAGAUAUCACAGCUGGAAGAGAAGUUCAACAAGCACAGGUACCUGUCAUCCGUGGACCGAGCGGCACUUGCAAAGUCUUUAAAAAUGACAGACGCACAGGUUAAGACGUGGUUUCAAAACAGACGCACCAAAUGGAGACGUCACAUGAUGGAAGAACGGGAAGCUCAGCGACAGAUGGCAACGAAAAUGAUGCAGUCUAUGAUGGACGACCGAGACGGCGGCGUGCGGCUAGGCGCCUUACAGGGCCUACAGGCUUGGUCACCCGCGGCCAUGUCGCCCGGCGGCGGCAGCGGAUCCGGCGGUCCCACAAUGGUGCAGGCCCCUCAGCCGCCACCUGGGCACUUUUCCCUGUCCCAGGCGCCGAUCGCUUCGCCCAUGUGUUAAAGCACCGACCCAGGCCUUAAGAACCGGUAGUCGAGACCUUAAAGGCGCAUGUAAACUAGACAUAUCGAGUUUUUCUAAUACAGCUAUUUAUCUUAUUACAUUGUGUAUUAUGUAAAAAAAAAAUAAACUUAUUUGUACAUAUUAUUAUGUUUGUAAACCGCGGUAUACAUUAUGUGUGAUAGUAAUAUUUAGUCAUUUCGUGUAUAGAAAUAAAAUGUUUUUUUUUUUUUUAAUGAAAGGAACAAAGUUCUAAAUUAUGACGUAUUUGUCGUACCUCUAAAUUAUUUGUCGUUAUGUAAGAAAAUACUGGUUAUAAUUUAUAAAAUAUAGAGACAAUUCCCUCAAUGGUUUUUUUUUAUUAUUAUUAUUGAAAAUGUUAUAACGUUAAACAACGUGUGUGUACAGAAUUUUUUUCCAUUUCUGAAAAAUAUAAAACUAAAUAUAAUAUUUAUCAUGUACAGUUUUCACGAGUAGAUAUUAUAAAACAUUAUACCUAAGUAUCUAACAUGUUUUUGGAUAUAAUCAUUCUUGUGUGUAUAAUUUUUUUUUAAUAAUUAUUAAGAAUAUAAUGAGUAUUAAACGUCACUUACACGGUUAUGUGUUUGGCGAACCAUAAAAGGUGUUUUAACUUUAACGUUGUAUUAAUUAAUUACAUGUAAGUUCUAAGUGAAGACUCAGUUGAAAAACUAAACAGCUUGAGACAUCCUAUACUUUAAAAUAUAUGCUUAAAUUGUGUGUGCAAUGUUAGAUAUUAUAGCUGUUGUUGUACGACCAAGAGCAUUUGUUUUUGUUUAUAAAGAAUAAAAAUAAGUUUUAUUAUAAUAUAAAUGCUUUUUGCUGUCGUUGACUAAGAUUAGGAAAGUUUAUACUUUACAUCAUUAUAUUAUAUAUUUGUUACAAAACAGCGCCUACCUAUUCUUUUCCCACUGAUUAUAUUAAAAACAUUAAAACGUCACAAACUGCUUAUAAUAUGAUAUA
Messenger RNA from Adelges cooleyi (spruce gall adelgid), 2325 nucleotides. RefSeq names its product T-cell leukemia homeobox protein 2-like. The transcript is spliced from 3 exons. Gene Ontology annotation, cellular component: nucleus. Bases 316 to 1347 code for a protein of 343 amino acids. The record is from RefSeq and is a predicted model, not a curated record. Lineage: Eukaryota; Metazoa; Arthropoda; Insecta; Hemiptera; Adelgidae. Gene Ontology annotation, molecular function: DNA-binding transcription factor activity, RNA polymerase II-specific; RNA polymerase II cis-regulatory region sequence-specific DNA binding. Gene Ontology annotation, biological process: animal organ development; regulation of transcription by RNA polymerase II.